CGGGAAAAUACGACUCUCGUAGAACGCACGCAUGCCACUCUCAGGUCACUUCCUGCAUCCUUGCCUCUUGUUGCUGGUUGCCAAUCUAUUUGGUCAUUUGCGAUUUCUUGUCGCCAAUCAUCUGUCAAAUGAGAUGUGGCCGUAGCGUUGCAAAUGAGAUAUGGCCGUAGAAAUGGUAUCGGUUUCUCGACUGCUAAGUUACUAUUUUCUUCUACGUAUGCCAUCUGUUGAUGAAGGGUGGAACUAAAAUUACGAUAGAACGCGGAAUCGUGAAAUCGAAUGCAGCGAUAUUCUGGCGAUAUCUCGAUUCUCCCUUUACGCAAUACGCGGUUUGCUCGCUUCCCAACAUUUCAAGAACACCUCAAGAAUGCAUGCUAAUAAGCGGAUAAGUCAUGUCAUGUACCAAAACAACUUACAAAACACGAAGAAUAAACCAUUCGCUAAGUUAUUUCAGAAGUGCUCGUAGCAGUCUCGAGUCAUGAUCUAAGAACUCCCCAGUGACCUUUCAUUACACGCCAUCAGUUUUUGCGAAUGUGUGUGCCCUGCGUGUGACUGUUCUGUUAUCGAUAAUAAGUGAGAUUUACGAUAGUUUCAACAUGACACCUUUAUCUACUGUAUUACAUACAAGUAGAUUCGUUUUGCGCAGGUGGCAAGGUUUGUUGUGUCAGGUUCAAAUUCCCUUACAUGAAUUCAAUAAAGCCUCAUUUGCCUCAAAUUCUAAUCAAGAAACAAAAAGUAAAGGUUAUGGUGCCACCGUUCUUGCCAUUGGCGGAAUUGCUACUGCUGCUGGAGUGUAUUAUUUCAUUGAAGGUACAAAACGACAGCAUCUUCAAAAUGCAUCAAAAGAAUUGGGAAAUGUAUCUGCAGGAAGUUUUAAAUGUGGUCUUCCAACAUACACUCUAGAUGAAGUUGCUACUCAUGCUUCCAAGGAAGAUGGAAUAUGGGUCACAUUUCGGCAAGGCGUGUAUGAUAUUACAAACUUUGUAGAUCAGCAUCCCGGGGGACAUGAAAAGAUUAGCAUGGCAGCAGGAGGAUCUGUUGAACCAUUUUGGCUCUUGUAUGGUGUUCACAAGACUCCUGGAGUCCUAGCUAUUUUAGAGAAAUACAGAAUAGGCAAGUCUAAAUACCAAGACACAAAUGCACGAAAUCUUUCUGAAGAAGAAGCAUCUGUUUCAAUAGCAGAUAUGGAAGAUCCAUAUGCAUUUGAACCACGAAGGCAUCCAGCUUUGAAACCAAGUAGUUUAAAACCUUUCAAUGCUGAACCUCCUAUGACAUUGCUAGUGGAUAGUUUUAUCACUCCUUCUGACCUCUUCUACGUUCGAAAUCAUUUACCUGUUCCAGAAGUUGAUGAAAAGUCUUACAGUCUAGAAGUCAGUGGUUUAUGUGUAAAGAACUCUUCUUUUAAUCUUGACGACCUCAAAAAGUUUCCUAAGUACUCAGUCACUGCCACCAUUCAAUGUGCUGGCAAUAGAAGAAGUGAAAUGGUAAAUGUGAAGCCAGUGAAAGGUCUUAACUGGGGUCAAGCUGCCAUUGGGAAUGCCACGUGGUCAGGAGCACGGUUAAUUGAUGUUCUCAAGGCAUCAGGAUUCAAAGAUAAUAAUCUGAAAGUUCAACACAUUCAAUUUGAAGGCCUGGAUACUGAUUCAGCUCAUGUUCCUUAUGGUGCAUCAAUACCUGCUGAGAAAGCAUUAGAUCCCCGUGGAGAUGUGAUUCUAGCAUAUGAAAUGAAUGGUCAACCUAUCCCCAAAGAUCAUGGAUUCCCUGUUCGAGUUAUUGUGCCUGGAAUUGUUGGAGCUCGAAAUGUGAAGUGGUUGGGAAGGAUAGUUGUGUCUGAGGUAGAAAGUGAUUCACAUUGGCAGCAAAAUGAUUAUAAAGGAUUUUCUCCCAGUGUUGAUUGGGAUACUGUUGACUUCUCAAAGGCACCUGCUAUUCAGGAGCUCCCUGUUGUAUCUGCUAUUUGUGAACCUCUGGAAGGUGCAACUGUGAAGUUAGAGAACAACAAGCUGGUCGUAAGAGGUUAUGCUUGGUCAGGGGGAGGCAGAAGAAUUAUCAGGGUGGAUGUGACUGCUGAUGGUGGAAAAACAUGGCAUGUUGCAGAUUUUACAGAUCAGAAUGAUAAUAAAGUUCCUUAUCAUUGGGCCUGGACGCUCUGGAAGGCUGAAAUUCCUGUCACUCAAAAUGUGAAGAAGGUAGAAAUAUGGGCUAAGGCUGUUGAUUCUUCAUACAACGUGCAACCAGAACGUUUUGAGAACAUUUGGAAUCUCAGAGGAGUUUGUGGAAAUGCAUACCAUAGAGUCAAUGUCAACAUAAAAAAAUAAUAUACCAGCUGACUCUAUGUAUAAAAUCAGAAUGUUUUCACGAUGCUGGAAUCCUGUAGGAGAACCAGGAGAAAAUGCAUUUCACAUACAGGGAAUGUCAACAUAAUGUACAUUAUUUCUUCAUGAUUUGUUGCAUCAGGAACGAAAUAGCAAUGAACUGCUGCCAAUAGGUUUUUAUGUAUAAAUAUUUCACUUUUUUUUUUUUUGGUAUAUAUUUCAGCCACACUGUGGCAAACAAUACACGUUUUAGUAGAUCACUGCUCUUUGAGAAUACAGAUGCCUACAAAACUGAUUAUAAAGACAUUUCUUAUUUACAAUUGUUGUCACUAUAUCUAUACUUCAUGCUGAUUCUACAUAAUGUACAUGGUUUGCUCUCUGUGGCACAUAUUAAUGCCCAGAGAUUCUGGGUGUAGUAUUUUAUACACGGUUGUUAAUUUACAUUGAAUGUGAAGUUGUAUUAUACUAUAUAUUUGUUAUUGUACACUAUUUUUGGAUGUGCUUAAAGAUACUCGUUUUUAAGAUUUUGUUGAAUUUUGUUACUGAUGAAUCAUAUUUUGUAUUUGAUAAUAAAAUAGUUUUAAGUAAAUAUUUUUGAUUUUUGCUUGUGAAGCUCAGCAUCGGGCAUUUCA
Molecule: messenger RNA, 2947 nt
Organism: Gryllus bimaculatus (two-spotted cricket)
Lineage: Eukaryota; Metazoa; Arthropoda; Insecta; Orthoptera; Gryllidae
Source: the annotation of a GenBank genome assembly